Messenger RNA from Magallana angulata, 986 nucleotides. RefSeq lists its product as uncharacterized. The record is from RefSeq and is a predicted model, not a curated record. Lineage: Eukaryota; Metazoa; Mollusca; Bivalvia; Ostreida; Ostreidae. The transcript has 2 exons. The coding region runs from base 1 to 729 and encodes 242 amino acids.
AUGCAUGUUUUUGAAUCAUAUUUGAUAGAUGAAAACGAUCCAAAGUAUGAAGCCUUAAGAGAAUUUGUCCUUGAGACUCUCGGGAAGUUCAGUCGUAAAAUAAGAGAAGUUGGUAUUAAGCUUGAAAACCUUGAAAAAAAAUUGGACUCAGGAACAGAAGGUGCCAAGUUCGAAGCUGAUUUGGACCAGAUUCAUAAGAAAAUUGAUAAAGAGGUGAAGCCUGAAUUUGAAAACGCACUUUCCUUCCAAAUUAGUCAAGUGAACUCGAGAAUAGACGAGUUAGAAAUGGCUCUAGUAAAUCCUAAAAAGAGAAAAAUGAUAGACAAUGAAGAAUUUGAAGAAGAGGAAACAGAAGCUAAGAUCGCGACAUCUGUGGAAGAAUUAAAUGAAAACAUAAGAAAAGAAGUCGCGGAAGUGUUCAAGAGCAUCGAAAGGAGCUACCGCAAAGAACAGGAAAAAGUUUCGAAGUUACAGCUAGCGUACAUUCAUUACUGGCUGGGAUUGCAGGAAACCAUUUCUCCAACAAAAAUGGUAGACAUCCAAAAUUUGAUAAAAGAUGGUGUGGAGGAUCGCAUAUGGAGCGAGGGAUGGAAGCCAGACGUCCGCGGGGAUUUCACCAACUAUUUACAGGACAAAGUAAAGAAAAUAGUCAAGAAGAAAAGAGCAAUCAACGAAAGAACAAAGCUCCAGCAAGAGCUAGACAACUUGGUUGGGAAUGAUUUGCAAUAAAAGUUUGCUUAUGGUUUGUGUAAAAAGAAAAGCAUCUGUUCACUAAGUAUUGCUUAUCAUUUAUGUUAUCCUUUAUGUAAACCUUUUGUUAGUGCAAAUUUGCUAAAGUAAUGAAAGGUAAAAGAAGCAGGAAGCUAUAUAUUAUAUUAACAUUAUGUUGAUGUAAGGAAAGUAACUUCAUAAAAUAUAUGUUGAUGUCAUUUUUGAUAAGAGUAAAAAAUGAGUAUGUUUUAACAACAAAUAUGAAAACUAAUAAA